This is a messenger RNA of Suricata suricatta (meerkat), 2777 nucleotides long. It is a transcript of the gene NRG2, whose product is annotated as neuregulin 2. Gene Ontology annotation, biological process: animal organ development; nervous system development; intracellular signal transduction. Lineage: Eukaryota; Metazoa; Chordata; Mammalia; Carnivora; Herpestidae. The transcript has 12 exons. The record is from RefSeq and is a predicted model, not a curated record. Bases 165 to 2489 code for a protein of 774 amino acids. Gene Ontology annotation, molecular function: signaling receptor binding.
CGCUUGCUGCCUGCCCCCUGCCCUGGUGGGGCCGCCCCCCCGGGCUGUCAGUGGAGGGCUACGAGGCGCUAACGUUACGCUGUUUCCGGUUUUCUAGCGGGCUCUGUUUCCCCUCCCAAGGCGGCGGCGGCGGAGCGGCGGAGCCCCCCAAAUGGCCUGGCCAGAUGCGGCAGGUUUGCUGCUCAGAGCUGCCGCCGCCGCCACUGGAGAAGGCUCGGUGCAGCAGCUACAGCGACAGCAGCAGCAGCGGCAGCAGCAGCAGCGGCAGCAGCAGCGAGAGGAGCAGCAGCAGCAGCAGCAGCAGCAGCAGCAGCAGCGAGAGCAGCAGCAGGAGCAGCAGCAACAGCAGCAUCUCCCGUCCCGCUGCGCCCCCAGAGCCGCGGCCGCCGCAACAGCCGCAGCCCCGCAGCCCCGCAGCCCGGAGAGCCGCCGCCCGCUCUCGAGCCGCAGCCGCCGGCGGCAUGAGGCGCGACCCGGCCCCCGGCUUCUCCAUGCUGCUCUUCGGUGUGUCGCUCGCCUGCUACUCGCCUAGCCUCAAGUCGGUGCAGGACCAGGCGUAUAAGGCACCCGUGGUGGUGGAGGGCAAGGUACAGGGGUUGGUCCCGGCCAGCGGCUCCAGCUCCAACAGCACCCGAGAGCCGCCCGCCUCGGGUCGGGUGGCGCUGGUGAAGGUGCUGGACAAGUGGCCGCUCCGGAGCGGGGGGCUGCAGCGCGAGCAGGUGAUCAGCGUGGGCUCCUGUGCGCCGCUCGAAAGGAACCAGCGCUACAUCUUUUUCCUGGAGCCCACGGAGCAGCCCUUAGUAUUUAAGACGGCCUUUGCCCCUAUCGAUACCAACGGCAAAAACCUCAAGAAAGAGGUGGGCAAGAUCCUGUGCACUGACUGCGCCUCCCGGCCAAAGCUGAAGAAGAUGAAAAGCCAGACGGGACAGGUGGGGGAGAAGCAGUCACUGAAGUGUGAGGCAGCAGCAGGCAACCCUCAGCCCUCCUAUCGCUGGUUCAAGGAUGGCAAGGAGCUCAACCGCAGCCGUGACAUUCGCAUCAAGUACGGCAACGGCAGAAAGAACUCACGACUACAGUUCAACAAGGUGAAGGUGGAGGACGCUGGGGAGUAUGUCUGUGAGGCUGAGAACAUCCUGGGGAAGGACACCGUCCGGGGCCGGCUCCACGUCAACAGCGUGAGUACCACCCUGUCGUCAUGGUCGGGACACGCCCGGAAAUGCAACGAGACCGCCAAGUCCUAUUGUGUCAAUGGAGGCGUCUGCUACUACAUCGAAGGCAUCAACCAGCUGUCCUGCAAGUGUCCUGUGGGAUACACCGGGGACAGGUGUCAGCAGUUCGCAAUGGUCAACUUCUCCAAGCAUCUUGGAUUUGAACUAAAGGAAGCCGAGGAGCUGUACCAGAAGAGGGUCCUGACUAUCACCGGUAUCUGUGUGGCUCUGCUGGUUGUGGGCAUUGUCUGCGUGGUUGCCUACUGCAAGACCAAAAAACAGCGGAAGCAGAUGCACAAUCACCUCCGGCAGAACAUGUGCCCAGCCCACCAGAAUCGGAGCUUGGCCAACGGGCCCAGCCACCCCCGGCUGGACCCUGAGGAGAUCCAGAUGGCAGAUUAUAUCUCUAAGAAUGUGCCAGCCACAGACCAUGUCAUCCGGAGGGAAACGGAGACUACCUUCUCUGGGAGCCACUCCUGUUCUCCUUCUCACCACUGUUCCACAGCCACGCCCACCUCCAGCCACAGGCAUGAGAGCCACACGUGGAGCCUGGAACGUUCCGAAAGCCUGACCUCUGACUCCCAGUCGGGCAUCAUGCUGUCAUCAGUGGGCACCAGCAAGUGCAACAGCCCAGCAUGUGUGGAGGCCCGGGCACGGCGGGCAGCAGCCUACAGCCUGGAGGAGCGGCGCAGGGCUGCUGUGCCACCUUACCACGACUCCAUAGACUCCCUGCGCGACUCCCCACACAGUGAGAGGUACGUGUCGGCACUGACCACGCCCGCGCGCCUUUCUCCGGUGGACUUCCACUACUCGCUGGCCACACAGGUGCCGACUUUUGAGAUCACGUCCCCCAACUCCGCGCACGCAGUGUCUCUGCCGCCGGCCGCGCCUAUCAGCUACCGCCUGGCGGAGCAGCAGCCGCUUCUGCGGCAGCCGGCGCCCCCUGGCCCCGGGCCGGGGCCCGGCGCGGACAUGCAGCGCAGCUACGACACGGCGCAGCGCGCACGCGCGGCGAGGGACUCGCUGUCGCUGAGCAGCGGCUCGGGUGGCGGCUCGGCCUCAGGCUCGGACGACGACGCGGACGGGGCGCUGGCGGCAGAGAGCACGCCUUUCCUCGGCCUGCGUGCGGCGCACGAUGCGCUGCGCUCGGACUCGCCGCCGCUGGGCACGGCGGCCGACAGCAGGACUUACUACUCCCUGGACAGCCACAGCACGCGGGCCAGCAGCAGACACAGCCGCGGGCCGCCCCCGCGGGGCAAGCAGGACUCGGCGCCGCUCUAGGGGCCCCCGCCGCCCCGCCGCCCCCCUCCGCCUCGCCUGCCCCACUGUCUUUAAGGAGAACAGAGUCCACCGCCUGGAGAGAGAAAGGAGGAAAAAAAGAAAUAAAAAUAUUUUUAUUUUCUAUAAAAGGAAAAAGGUAUAACAAAAUGUUUUAUUUUCAUUUUAGCAAAAAUUGUCUUAUAAUACUAGCUAACGGCAAAGACGUUUUUAUAGGGAAACUAUUUAUAUGUAACAUCCUGAUUUACAGCUUCGGAAAAAAAAAGAAACAACAAAAAAAAAAGAGAGAUG